Manis javanica (Malayan pangolin) is the source of this 1022-nucleotide messenger RNA. The record is from RefSeq and is a predicted model, not a curated record. NCBI's taxonomy places the organism in Eukaryota, Metazoa, Chordata, Mammalia, Pholidota, Manidae.
AUGAGUCCUGGUAGCGGGGCUGCGCCAGCGACGUGGCUCGUCCUGGUGGUCAGAGCAGAGCCGACGCCCCGCAGGGACGGUUCAGGAGGGUCCACGGGCCCCAUGAGCUGCAUCUUCUGCCUGGCGCUGGUGGACCGGAGGCCCAGGGCGGGCUGCCCGGACCCCCCUCCCGGGCAGGCGGCCCCGGCCGAGCCCCUGGGCAACGCGCCCCUCCUGCUGUACCCCGGCCGCGCCGAGCCGCCCUUCCCCGGCGCCUUCGGGGUCCCCGACUACCCCUUCGAGCCCGCCCUCACCCAGCAGCGCAAGGAGCGCGAGCGGCGGCGGGUCAAUCGUCCGAGGCCCCCUCGCCGCCCUUCGAGUCGGAGGAAUCCAGCCCCUGAUCGGGCCCGUGGCCGCCCGGGGGGUCCGCGGGGCCGUCCCUCUGCAGGGUGCAGCCGGGGGGCCGCAGGGUCAGCCGCGGCGCGGUGCGGCGCUCCCAGCCGGCGCCACCCUCCCUCCGUCCCCCAGUGCCACCGCCGGCCGCGGGCCUUCCAGCUUGGGGCGGGUGGACGGCAGGGGAUUCGAGGGCCCCGCAGGGAUCGGGAGCCCCGUUCGGGCAGCGCGCGCGCCGCGCCCCCUCCGGGCCGCAGGAGGGCAGCCUGGGACGGUCAUUCCGGGUCCAGCUCCGGCCAUGCGCCGGCUGUCCACGAGAUGGCCGCAGACACCAGCAUCCUCUUGGGGAGCCUGGGGGCCACCGCCGCAGCCCCACCCGGCGAGGAGCCCGGAGGGACUGCAGGCCUCCGUUGACAGCGCGACCACAGGCCGUUGGCGCUGAUUUGCACUGAGCGGCUGAAGAAGGGCGAGUUCCCGGAUUCCUGGCCCGCUGUCCCCCCACCUGCCCCGAUGCUCUUCCUACUCCCGCUCCCAUGGCCCGGCCCUCGCCGUGCGCCCGGGGGGUGUUCUGUUGGCCCACGCAUCCAACACUUGCAGAGAGCUUGUCACAUACAGGCAGUGCGCUGUGCAGGCGCCGCGCCCCAAGUGUG